This is a messenger RNA of Hordeum vulgare subsp. vulgare (domesticated barley), 1566 nucleotides long. RefSeq names its product wax ester synthase/diacylglycerol acyltransferase 11-like. The record is from RefSeq and is a predicted model, not a curated record. Gene Ontology annotation, cellular component: plasma membrane. Lineage: Eukaryota; Viridiplantae; Streptophyta; Magnoliopsida; Poales; Poaceae. Gene Ontology annotation, biological process: triglyceride biosynthetic process. The coding region runs from base 1 to 1566 and encodes 521 amino acids. Gene Ontology annotation, molecular function: long-chain-alcohol O-fatty-acyltransferase activity; diacylglycerol O-acyltransferase activity. The transcript has 7 exons.
AUGGGUAGUGCUGAUAGCCCCUCGGUAGCAGCUCUACCAACAAGCGGCCGGCUAUUCCCGGUACGCACGCCAAGGUCAGCACCGGCCCCCGGCAGCAACUACGAAUCGACGAUGACGGAUGAUUCCUUGGCGGCGGCGGCGGCCGAGGAAGAGCCUGUGAGCCCUACUGCAAGACUCAUGGAAGAUAUAUACAUCGUUGUUACCGUCGGCCUUGGCUGCCCCGUAAACCUUCCCGUCUUCAGCGCCGGCAUCGCUGCCCAACUUGCCCGAUACCCGCGCUUCAGCAGCAUUCAGGUCACAGAUGAGUACAAUGGUGGCAACCCACGGUGGGUGCGCACGGCGGUGAACGUGGAUGACCACAUGAUCGUCCCGACGCUGGACCCCGCCGCCAUGGAGGCCGACCCGGACCGGGCCGUUGAGGACUACAAGACCUCGCUGCCCGCGCUCCCCAUGGACCCCUCCCGCCCGCUCUGGGAAUUCCACUUCCUCGACUUCCCGACCUCCGAAGCCACCUCCACCGUGGUCAUCCGCGUGCACCACUCCAUGGGCGACGGGAUGUCGCUGAUCACGCUUCUCCUCGCGUCCGCGCGCAGCGCCGCUGACCCGGCACGCUUGCCGGCCAUGCCGGAGCAGCCGUCGCGCACGGGCGCCAUCUAUACGCCGCGGCCGCGGUCCGCCGGCUUCCUGGAGUCGUUCGUCAUGCGGAUCUGGCUGUAUCUCAUGCUUGCAUGGAACACCGUGGUGGACGUCAUCUUCUUUGCUGCGACGAUUUUGUUUCUGAGAGACCCGGACACGGUCUUCAGACGCGGGGAUAGUGACGUUACGUUGAAACCCCGCAGGCGCUUCGUCCACCGGAGCCUUAGCUUGGACGAUGUCAAGUACAUCAAGAAUGCCAUGAACUGCACUGUCAAUGAUGUGCUAGUUGGAGCGACUUCUGCUGCUCUGUCCAGAUAUUACUUUCGCCAGUAUGGUUACUCCAAAACAAGGAAACUAUGUUUGCGCUCUGCCCUCUUUGUCAAUACAAGGCCAACAGCUAGCCUACAAAAAUAUGUUAAUAUGAUAGAAUCUGGCAAGAGUAGCGAGGUGGCAUGGGGAAAUCAACUAGGCUACAUCCUUCUUCCAUUUCAUUUAGCGAUGCACGAUGAUCCACUUGCAUAUGUUCGCAAGGCAAAGAAGACGGUGGACAGGAAAAAGAGCUCACUUGAAGUUAUCUUCACGUGUAAGAUGAGUGAAUUUUUCCUGAAAAUGCUUGGUCUGAAGGCAGGGGCUUUUAUCUUUCAACGUAUGUUCACCAAUACAACUAUUUCGUUCUCAAACAUGGUUGGACCAACUGAACAAGUAGAGUUCUAUGGACAUCCAGCGAUCUUCAUUGCACCUAGCAUUUACGGAAUUCCACAAGCUUUAGGUGUGCACUAUCAGAGUUACAAUAGAACUCUUAAGGUAAUUUUGUCAGUCAAUGAGGAAAUAUUUCCAGAUUAUGCUCAACUUCUGGAUGACUUUGCUCAAUCAUUCGGGCACAUUAAGGAUGCGGCUUCAAGGAUUUCAACACCCGUCAAGAAAGAAUAA